Messenger RNA from Condylostylus longicornis, 996 nucleotides. Its product is annotated as 2-aminoethanethiol dioxygenase. Gene Ontology annotation, cellular component: mitochondrion. Lineage: Eukaryota; Metazoa; Arthropoda; Insecta; Diptera; Dolichopodidae. The record is from RefSeq and is a predicted model, not a curated record. The transcript has 2 exons. Gene Ontology annotation, molecular function: oxidoreductase activity, acting on single donors with incorporation of molecular oxygen, incorporation of two atoms of oxygen. Bases 63 to 794 code for a protein of 243 amino acids.
UCAAAAAAUUUUAUCACCCCGAAAAUAAUCGUAAACAAAUUAAUAAAAUAUUUUUAAGAAAAAUGUCUACUUUGUUUUCUAAAGUUGUUAAACAAGCGGUUAUAACUUUUGAUCGCAAAAACUCUUCCAAAUUGAAAACAAAUUUUAAUGUACUAAAAGAAUUAGUAGACCAAUUGAGUAUUUCAGAUGUAGGACUUGAUAGCGAUUUAGUUACAGAAGAAAGUUUUGACAAACCAUUAAAAGCACCGUGCACAUUUGUUGAUAUAUUUGAAAAUAGUCGAAUAAAGAUGUCAGUGUUUAUCUUACGAGGUGAUUAUAAAAUGCCACUUCAUGAUCAUCCAGUUAUGCAUGGUAUAUUAAAAGUUUUAUCCGGAAAAGUUAUAGUACAGAGUUAUAGUAAAAUUGCUAAAAAUAGCGAUAUUGAUCCAUUGUAUGACAUAAACACAUUUCAAAUUGAUGUUAUAAAAGAAAAUCCAUUAAUAAUAGAUUCUGAUUCAAAAUGUGCAGUUUUAACGCCAACUGAAAAAAAUUUCCAUGAAAUAACUGCUAUUGAAAAUGUUGCAGCUUUCUUUGAUAUAUUGAGUCCACCAUAUGACGCUAAUAUACCAAUAUAUGGACCACGUCCAUGUAGUUUUUAUAGAAAAAAAUCACUUGAAAAUGAAAACGAUCACAGGUGUACUUUAGAAAAAAUUCCAUGUCCAAGAAGUUAUUAUUGUGAUGAAAGUCAAUAUAAGAAACCAUCAUUUUUAUAUGAUUACAUGGGUAAUUCUAGUAAAUCAAAUACAAAUCACUAAAUUUUAUGUAAAUAGUCACUUUUUAUUUAUGUUUAAAAUUAGAUUCAUUAUAAUUACAUAAAAAAUUUAGAAUAUAUCGUAAUAUUUAUAUAUUUAUUAGUUUACUGAAAAGAAAAAAGCAUCUGAUUAAAUAUGUAUAAUUGUUAUACAUAGUAAUUUAUUAUUGAAUAUUUCAUUGAAAACAGUGUUUUAUGUAAAUAUU